UACCGAAUAGUAGCGGGAUGAAUACUGUAGGCUACUCUUUGCCUAACCAUUCGAUGAUUCGGGGCGGGGUGUGAGGAGUGGCCGGCCGUCCCAAUUUCUGCAGAACAAGAUUGGGCUUUGGGUUCUAUAAGGGAAUGGGAUUCCUGCCUGCGCGCACCAGAUAGUGCAUCAGCCACAUUGAGAGAGACUAGAGAAACGUUCCAACAUGGAGGGGACACAGGGCCUCCUGGCCAUCUUCACCAUAGCAACAUGUUUUCUGGUUAACGGAGCACAAAAAACAGUCUGCAAGGAAGAGGCCGUGGCCGACAUCGUCUUCCUGGUGGACGGUUCAUGGAGCAUCGGCUCAGAGAAUUUCAAACAGAUUCGCCAGUUCUUGUACACGCUAGUUAACAGCUUUGACGUGGCCCCCGACCAGGUGCGCAUCGGUCUGGUCCAGUACAGCAACACACCGCGCACCGAGUUCCUCCUCAACACCUUCCAGGACAAACAGGACAUCCUGCAGUACAUUACAAACCUGCGUUAUAUGGGUGGUGAAACCAACACUGGUCUGGGCCUGGACUUCCUGCUUAACGAGCUCUUUGUUGACCGCGCAGGGAGCCGGGUGAAUGAGAACGUGCCCCAGAUCGGCGUGGUCAUCACUGACGGUGAAUCAAUGGACAAUGUGGGGCUGCAUGCCCUUAAGCUGAAGAAGCAGGGCGUCACGCUGUACGCCAUCGGGAUCAAAGAAGCAGACGAAGAUCAGCUGAAGGAGAUUGCCACUGCACCUCACAACCAGCACGUGUACAGCGUGUCAGACUUUGCUGCGCUGCAGGGGAUCUCCCAGAGCCUCAUCCAGGUGCUAUGUACUACCGUAGAUGAGGCAAAGAGACCAAUAUCCAAAGUGGUACAAGAGUGCCUCAACGCCACAGUGGCUGACAUUGUGUUCCUUGUGGAUGGCUCCACCAGCAUCAGCCCUACAAACUUCCAGGAGGUUCGGAGGUUUCUCCACAGCUUCAUCGAGGGGCUGGAUAUCGGUGCGGACAAGGUUCGCGUAGGACUGGCCCAGUUCAGUAAUGAGAUCCAGAAGCAAUUCCAUUUGGGGGAACAUACGGACCAAAGGGCCCUACUGGAGCAAGUGGACAGGCUUCCACAGCUCGGGGGAGGCACAGCCACCGGCAAAGCCAUUACUGUCCUUCGGGAAGAGUUUUUCACCAAGGCCAACGGUAGCCGCGCUGAUCAGAGGGUGCCUCAGAUUGCUGUGGUGCUCACUGAUGGGGAGUCUGCGGACAACGUAACGCUGCCAGCCAAGGCGCUAAGGCAGCAAGGGGUCAUUGUGUUUGCUAUUGGAGUUGGGGCAGCCAACAUCAAUGAGCUGAAGUAUAUCGCUAACAGGCCCCAUGAGCAUUUCCUGGUCAACAUAGAAAGUUUCCAGGCCCUACAAACACUUUCUCAGGGUCUGCUGCAGACUGUCUGUGUCUCCAUGGAGAACCAGAGGAUGGCUCUAAUCCCAAAAUUCUCUGAUAUCUUCUUCCUGGUGGACAGCAAUAUGAUGCAGGCAGACUUCCAGCUGGUCAGAACCCUUCUGAUGCGACUGGUCAACCAACUCAACCCGAGCACUAAAACGAUGCGCCUGGGUCUGGCCCAGUUUGCCCAGGACACCAAGGUGGAGUUCUUACUGAACACCCACAACACCAAGGGAGAGUACUUGGCAGCUCUUAGGAAAUUCAGGCUGCCGCUGCGUCCCAACAGGUCUCGUCACCUGGGCAAUGCCCUGGAAUAUGCCCAUGCACACUUCUUCACUACAGCGUCUGGUGGCCGUAAUGAACAAGGCUACCGGCAGUUUCUAGUCACGGUGACAGGGGGGGAUUCGAAGGAUAAUGUGAUGAAGGUGGCACGUACUAUCAAAUCUGAAGGGACAACCAUUGUGUCUAUCGGGUUGGGUGAAUCUACACUUCCAGAGCUAAAGUCAAUGGCCACCUCGCCAUUCUUUUACCAGACUACAUCCAUCACCUCUGUGCUAAAGACUGUCUUUGAGACUGAAGAGGUGGUCACUGUGACUGACGAUUGCAGUGAAGCUUCACUGGCUGACAUUGUGUUUAUAGUUGAUGAGUCUUCGAGCAAUAGAACUGCAAACUUCCAGCUGGUUCGUGGAUUCAUCCACAAGAUAGUGGACGGCCUAGAUAUAGACUUCAACAGGGUGAGGGUGGGUAUCGUCCUCUAUAGCAACAAGGCCUCGGCCCAGGUCUACCUCAACUCCUUCCAAGAAAAAACAAAUAUCCUUCAGUUCAUUAAGAUCCUGCCCUACCGUCGCGGUCUCACAUACACUGGCGAGGCCCUGGAGUAUGCCAGGGAGAAGAUGUUUAUCAAGGAGAGGGGCAGUCGGAAAGAACAGGGGGUGCAGCAGGUGGCGAUAGUCAUCACCGGAAAGUCCCAGGACAACGUAACUUCUCAUGCCGCUGCACUGCGCAGAGCUGGCGUCACUGUCUAUGCAGUGGGGAUCAAGGAUGCUGACGAGAACGAGCUGAGACAGAUCGCUUCAGAUCCCCCUAACAAGCACGUGUUGCAUGUGGACAGCUUUGCCAAGCUCAAGACCCUGGAGAAGAGCCUGAAGAAGAGCGUGUGCUACAACAUCCUUAAAAAAGCAGUCAAAGACAAUGCAAGGACGUACACUGCCAAGCAAAGCUGUUUGCAGACAGAUGAAGCAGACAUGUUCUUCCUGAUCGACCACUCAGGGAGUAUUGAAUAUCCAGACUUUGCUGACAUAAAGACAUUUAUUAACAAAUUCAUAAACACAUUCCACAUCGGACCGCAUCAUGUCCGCGUGGGUGUGGUAAAGUUCUCUGAUACACCAGCUCUUGAGUUUGAUUUGACAACCUACCCUGACAAACCUUCAGUGGAGAAAGCAGUGGAUGGUAUCAUCCAACUUGGAGGCGGGACAAAGACCGGAUUAGCGCUGAACUCUAGGUCCCUCUUUGAUCGGGCUAAGGCCACCCGUAGUAACAAAGUUCGCGAGUACCUCAUUGUCAUCACAGACGGAGAGUCUGAAGACAACGUGAAGGAUCAAGCAGCAAAGCUGAGGGCGCAGGGCAUCACCAUAUAUGCCAUUGGGGUGAAGCUAGCUAACGAUACACAGCUGCUGGAGAUUGCUGGCAGCCAAGAGAAGAAGUUCUUUGUCAACAACUUUGACGCUCUGAAACCAAUAAAAAAUGACAUCAUCACAGAUAUCUGCUCCCCUGAUAUUUGCAACGACAUGAAGGGGGAUGUCCUCUUCUUGAUCGACAGCUCAGGUAGCAUCAACAACCCAGACUUCCAGAAGAUGAAGGCCUUCAUGCAAUCCAUCAUCAACAAAUCUGACAUAGGCCUGGAUAAAGUGCACGUGGGCAUCAUACAGUUCAGCACCAGCCAACAGGUGAUCUUCCCUCUCAACAAGCAUAACGAUAAGGAAGGCAUGUUGCAGGAUUUACAAACGAUGCAACAGAUAGGCGGGGGCACACACACCGGCAAAGCCCUGUCCUACACCUCGCAGUUCUUUGACCCACCAAAAGGAGGGCGCACUAACGUGAAGCAGUUCCUGAUUGUCGUAACUGAUGGUGAGGCGCAGGAUGAGGUAAAGUCUCCUGCCAAGAAACUUCAAGACAAGGGUGUGAUCAUCUACGCUAUUGGGGUGGUCAAUGCCAACAAUACACAGUUACUGGAGAUCAGUGGCGCACAGGAGAGGGUCUACUCCGAGAGGGACUUUGAUGCACUCAAGGCUUUGGAUAGCCAACUGGCAUUGGCAAUCUGUGAUCCGGAGAGAGAGUGUGUGAGGACGGAGAUCGCAGACAUUAUUUUCUUGGUGGACGGCUCCACCAGCAUCAGCUCAGAUAAUUUUGACAUAAUGAAAAACUUCAUGAUGUCCGUGGUCAAUGAAACCUCUGUUGGGGAGAAGCAGACACGCUAUGGUCUGAUUGUCUUUUCAGACAACCCCGAGUCUAAAUUCACACUCAACGAAUACAAAUCUAAGCGAGACGUCAAUAGUGCCAUCACAAAGCUUAGAGAGCCCAGUGGAGACACCUACACUGGAAAGGCACUCAAGUAUUCCUUGGGUUAUUUUGGUGCACAGUACGGCGGGCGAAAGGCCCUAAAUGUUCCCCAGUGGUUGAUGGUGAUCACAGAUGGUGAGGCUACUGACCCCUAUAGCCUAGCUGGGCCAGCCAAGGAGCUACGGGACAAUGGGAUCAUAGUCUAUAGCAUCGGAGUGGUUGGAGCAAAUAAGCAAGAGCUUGAGCUCAUGGCAGGGGACACAAAUAAGGUUUUCUUUGUGGAUGACUUCCAUAAACUAGACACACUGCACAAAAAUAUUUCCUUUGAAUUCUGCCAAACCAGCAAACCAGUCUGUGAAAAAACGCAGGGGGAUCUGGUCCUGUUGAUUGACAGCUCAGGGAGCAUCAGCACCACCGACUUCACUAUCAUGAAGAAGUUUGCCACAGACCUUGUUUCCAGCUUCAACAUUGCAGAGCAGUCCUUCCGGGUGGGAGUCGCCCAGUUCAGCAGUGAUCCUAAAAAGGAGUUCUUCUUGAAUGAGUAUUACACAGAAGCAGAGGUGAACAACCAGAUAAACAAUAUGAUGCAGAUUAGGUACACAACGAACAUCGGAAAGGCCCUGGACUACGUCCGUACAGAGUACUUCCAACCAGCUCGAGGGAGCCGUAUCAAUGCCAAGGUCUCUCAGAACCUGGUUGUGAUCACUGACGGACGUUCAGAUGAUGAUGUUGUUGAUGCAGCAGAGAAGCUCAAGGCCAUGAACAUUGAGGUGUUUGCCAUCGGUAUCGGGAAAGACCACAAACCUGUUGAGCUUGGGCAAAUCACUCUCAACCCGGAAAGGGUCUUCUCUGUGCAGGACUUUGCCAGCCUGGACAAGAUCAAGAAGAAGGUGGUGGAUACUAUAUGCUCCUCCAAGGUACCAGAGACUCAAGCGGGCUGCACCAUAGACAUCGCCAUGGGGUUCGAUAUUACACGCAAGGCCACCGCCCAGGGGCUCUUCGAUGGCCAAGCCCAGCUACAGGCCUUCCUGCCACAGAUUAUCCGCUAUGUGUCCAACCUGAAGGGCCUGUGCUGCGUGGCGGGAGAUGGUUCCAUUGAGACUAACAUUGGCUUCCGCGUGGUGGAGCAGGACGGAAAGGUUCUCUACGACUACAACUUCGAGAAGUACGAUGAGAAAAUUGUGGAGAAGGUGAUGGCCCUGCAGACCUCCCAAACAACAUACUUCAACUCCUUCCUCCUGCGCUCCUUCAGUGAUAAGUUCCAGAAAUCUAAUGCUGGCGUGAAGGUGCUGGUGAUCUUCUCAGACGGACUCGAUGAUGACGUGAUGAAACUGGAGCAAGAGUCGGAACUUCUCCGCACUAAAGGAAAAGGUAUCAACGCCCUGCUUACAGUCGCCUUAGAAGGGGUCCAAAAUGCCAACCUUCUUCAGAUGGUGGAGUUUGGGCGAGGAUUUGGCUACAAGCAGCCGCUCAACAUUGGCAUGCACAAUUUAGGAAACACCCUGUUGACACAAAUAGACACAGUGGCUGAGAGGGAGUGCUGCAAUGUGAUGUGUAAGUGCACCGGACAUGAGGGUAUCCGUGGCAACAGAGGACGCCCAGGGACAAAGAGUCAGCCAGGACUGAAAGGACAUCCUGGCUUCCCUGGCGAGGAGGGGGGAAUUGGCGAGAGAGGUCCACCAGGUCCCACUGGCCCACAGGGACUACAGGGCUGUUCUGGGAGGAGAGGCCUCAAGGGCUCAAGAGCCUACAGAGGGGACAGGGGUGAUGAUGGAGACCAUGGCCUUGAUGGGGUUGAUGGUGAACAGGGUCUGAUUGGAACAGUUGGAGCUGCAGGAGAGAGAGGAAACCCAGGAAGACCAGGCAACAGCGGCCUCCUAGGAGAGCCAGGAGUGAAGGGGCAGCGUGGACUUAGAGGUGACCCUGGAGAUUCUGGAGUGGACAGCAUUGUCGCGGGUCCCAAAGGAGGAAGGGGAAAUCCAGGACUACCGGGAGACCCAGGAGAAGAGGGCAGUCGAGCAGAAAGUGGAAUCGUCGGAAACCCAGGUCCUCAAGGAAGAAGAGGUCUCCCUGGUCCAAAUGGAACACCAGGGGAUCCAGGAGUUGUAGGCCUCCAAGGAAUUCCUGGCCCUUCUGGACCACAGGGUAUAAGAGGAGACUUGGGCCAGCCCGGACCCAGGGGCCUGCAGGGUUUACCUGGACCUCAGGGCACACCUGGAACUAUGGGUGGCAAAGGAUCAACAGGAAGACGAGGGAUGAAUGGACAGAAGGGCCAACCUGGGGACAUCGGAGUCAACGGAGCCCUUGGAACACUUGGGCCAAGAGGGAUGCCGGGUCUUGAUGGCAGUGACGGCCAUGGGCCUCCCGGACCCCAGGGAAUGAAGGGAGAGCCUGGUUUCCAUGGUUACCCUGGAUUACAGGGUGAAAGUGGUGAUUUUGGAGUCAAAGGAGGUCCAGGCCCCAAAGGAAACCGAGGCAGAGGGGGGAACUCGGGCAGAUCGGGUGACUCAGGAGAUCCCGGAUCCAUUGGACCACCGGGACACACUGGCUCUAGAGGCAGACCAGGAGAGAGAGCCAUGUCUGAAUGCCAGCUGACCACCUAUAUCCGUGAUAACUGUGCAUGCUCUCAAGGCCAGGCAGCGUGCCCAGCCUACCCCACAGAACUGGUCUUUGCUCUGGAUAUGUCACAGGAUGUGGAGCCUGCCACGUUUGAGAGGAUGCGCUCCGCUCUCCUCUCCAUAUUGGAUGAUGUUGCCAUCGCCGAGAGCAACUGCCCGACGGGUGCACGUGUUGCCGUGGUAUCCUAUAGUGCCAACACCAAGUACCUGAUCCGAUUCCAGGACUACCAACGCAAGCCGGAGUUGUUGGAGGCCAUCCAAAACAUUGCAUUGGAACGAACGUCCAACCAGCGCCAUCUUGGGGAGGCCAUGCGCUUUGUGGGGCGCCAUGUCUUCAAGCGAACCCGUAAAGCGUUGACGAUGAGGAAGGUGGCAGUGUUCUUCACCAACGGGCCCUCUGUGGACAGCGCUGCCAUCGUCACGGCCGCCAUGGAGUUCAAGGCCCUGAACAUCGCUCCUGCUGUCAUCGCCAUGAGGAACUCCCCCGAUGUUCAACGGGCUUUUGAGGCUGAUGACACGGGCAGCUUCAUCCUUGUUCGUCUGGUGGAUAGGUCACAGGACCAAAAUGCUGUGCUGACAAGAAUCAAAAAUUGCGUCAUCUGCUACGACCACUGUAAACCAGCCCAGGGGUGUGAUUUUACUGACGCUCAGCGGCCCCUGGUGGUGGAUAUGGACCUGACCCUGGUGGUGGACGGUUCAAGGGAGAUCCGGGCCGAUCAGUACGCUGGCGUCCAGGAGCUUCUGGGCUCAGUGGUGAAGCAGGUAGCCUGGAGCCCCAAACCCAGCGUGGCUGACGGCCGGGCCAGAGUGGCCCUUCUCCAGACCAGUGGUUCUCUGCUCUCCCAGACUUCCCAGGCCGUCAAGGUAGAGUUUGACCUGCAGAAGUACCACAACCACAUUGGUCUACAGACACACCUGAGGAGCAUGCAGCAGCAGGGAGGAGUGUCGUCUCUGGGGCAGACCCUGGAGUACGCUCUGAGCAAGGUGUUCCUCAAGGCCACCAGGCCCAGGAAGAGUAGAGUGGUGCUGGCUGUGGUGGGGGCCGAGACAGCCCACUGGGACCAGGACAAGCUGGCCUACAUUUCCCAGAAGGCCAAGUGUCAGGGCGUUUCCCUGUUUGUGAUCGCAGUGGGCGACCAUUACAACAGCACACAGGUGGAGGAGUUGGCGAGCACGCCGUCAGAGCAGCACCUGCUCCAUCUGUGGCACGUGAAGGAGUGGGAGAGAGGCUACGCACAGCGCUUCUUCAGAGCCUUCCUCAGGGUCCUCAGCAAGGGAGGGAACAGCUACCCUCCUGCCCAUCUCAAACUCAAGUGUGAGCUGAUGCUGGGACAGGAACACGGACAGGGACAAGGACAGGCCGAGUGGGAUGUGUGGAAAGAGGAAGAGGAGUACACAGAUGAGGAGGAGUUCCUGGGGCACACUGGUGUAUUUCCGACUCAGAUAGCUCUUGACCAGGUUGACACUAUACAUGCCUUCUCCAGGGGAGAUGGAGCCACUUCACCCCCCCGGCCACAGCCAAACUCUAAUGAUCACACAACGCUCCUGAGGACAGAGGAAAGUACAGUUCUUAACCAGGAUGCAUGUUUCUUCAAACAGGACAAGGGAGGUUGUGAGAACUACACUCUGAAGUGGUACUUCGACACGAUACAGAGCGAGUGCUCCCGUUUCUGGUAUGGCGGCUGUGGCGGCAACGGUAACCGCUUCGAGACGCAGGAGGCUUGCGAAGGCCUCUGUCUGAGGAGGAACUCCACAAAUGUAAAACCCUGAUUAGAGUGAAUUGAAGAAGAUCACGCCAGAAACCAGCCAAACAAAUGUCUCAUUCAAGGUGUGAACAUCAAAAACAACACUGUCUGUGUAAAUAACUCUGGCCCUUAUCUUUAGCAUUUAGUUGUUCUCCUUUUGGGUAAAAAUGGAAAUUACUGUAACAGAAGUAUGAAUAUUUCUCUCUUUUAUUCAAGUCUGUUCAAGCAGACCUAAGUAACGGAUCUGACUCUCAUGCAGUCAUGCAACAAACAUGCAUAAGGGCACUGAUGCUUUUGUGAGAAUGACUUUAAAGCAAUGAAAUAACCUGUGUUGUCUCUUGUGGCUAUUUUCCAUCAUCACAGAUCAACAGCUACCAAACCAACUCAAGCACCAUGCAAUGCACUGUUAACUUGGAUGUUAACUGUAGAUGUAAAUUCAGGCUGGAUGUCAUCCGCUCAGUGUUUGUAAAUAGGAUUCGUUGCACUGUGUGUCUGUUUCCUCUAACUUGACCAUUUUGUUUACAUACCCUACAUCUCAUAUGUAUAUACUGUACUCGAUACCAUCUACUGCAUCUUGCCUAUGCCGUUCUGUACCAUCACUCAUUCAUAUAUCUUUAUCUACAUAUUCUUUAUCCCUUUACACUUGUGUGUGUAUAAGGUAGUAGAUUUGGAAUUGUUAGUUAGAUUACUCGUUGUUUUUUUCUGCAUUGUCAGAACUAGAAGCAAAAGCAUUUCGCUACACUCGCAUUAUCAUCUGCUAACCAUGUGUAUGUGACAAAUACAUUUGAUUUGAUGCUAAGUGUUGAAAAUAGAACUCCACAAAUUC
Messenger RNA from Oncorhynchus keta (chum salmon), 9190 nucleotides. Its product is annotated as collagen alpha-6(VI) chain-like. Gene Ontology annotation, molecular function: serine-type endopeptidase inhibitor activity. Lineage: Eukaryota; Metazoa; Chordata; Actinopteri; Salmoniformes; Salmonidae. The record is from RefSeq and is a predicted model, not a curated record.